This is a messenger RNA of Striga hermonthica, 1362 nucleotides long. Lineage: Eukaryota; Viridiplantae; Streptophyta; Magnoliopsida; Lamiales; Orobanchaceae. The record is from the annotation of a GenBank genome assembly.
AUGUCAGUGUGUGGUCAUUAUAUCUCGAAAGUUCAAGACGAUGAAGUUGGUGAUGGUACAACUUCUGUUGUUGUGUUAGCCGGGGAGCUUAUGAGGGAGGCAGAGAAGCUGGUAAAUGCAAAAAUCCAUCCAAUGACUAUUAUUUCAGGGUACCGUAUGGCAGCUGAAUGUGCUAGAAGUGCAUUGCUGGGGAAGGUUGUGGAUAAUAAACUUGAUGCAGAUAAGUUCCAAGCAGACUUGAUGAAGAUUGCAAUGACUACUUUGAGUUCCAAAAUUCUGUCUCAGGAUAAAGAACAUUUUGCAAAACUAGCUGUUGACGCUGUUAUGAGGCUGAAGGGAAGUACAAAUUUGGAAUCAAUUCAGAUCAUAAAGAAGCCUGGCGGUUCUCUGAAAGACUCAUUUUUAGACGAAGGAUUUAUCUUGGACAAAAAAAUUGGCGUGGGCCAACCAAAGCGUAUUGAGAACGCAAAGAUUUUGGUGGCAAAUACUGCAAUGGAUACAGAUAAGGUGAAAAUUUACGGGGCACGUGUUCGAGUCGACUCGAUGGCAAAGGUUGCCGAGAUUGAAGGGGCUGAAAAGGAAAAGAUGAGGGAAAAGGUGCAAAAGAUAAUCAAUCACGGGAUAAACUGCUUUGUGAACAGGCAACUUAUUUACAAUUUUCCUGAGGAACUAUUUGCCGAUGCUGGAGUACUCGCGAUUGAACACGCUGAUUUUGAUGGCAUUGAAAGGCUGGCUCUUGUUACCGGUGGUGAGAUUGCAUCAACUUUUGAUAAUCCGGAAUCUGUUAAGCUCGGGCACUGCUCUGUUAUUGAGGAAAUUAUGAUUGGAGAGGACAAACUGAUCCACUUUUCUGGGGUUGCAAUGGGUCAGGCAUGCACAAUUGUGUUGAGAGGUGCAAGCCCUCACAUGCUGGAUGAAGCCGAAAGAUCGCUACACGAUGCUUUGUGCGUUUUAUCACAGACGGUAAAUGAUAGCAGGGUUUUGUUCGGAGGCGGAUGGCCGGAAAUGGUAAUGGCAAAGGCAGUUGAUGAACUUGCCAGAAAGACUCCCGGGAAAAAAGCUCAUGCAAUCGAAGCUUUUUCACGUGCUCUUGUGGCUAUUCCGACUACCAUUGCGGAUAAUGCUGGUUUAGACAGUGCCGAGUUAGUUGCUCAGCUUCGUGCAGAGCAUCAUAAGGAAGGAACCUCUGCUGGGAUUGACGUCAUAUCGGGAUCUGUUGGAGAUAUGUCGGAGCUUGGUAUAUCCGAGUCGUUUAAAGUGAAGCAAGCUGUAUUGCUUUCGGCAACUGAAGCUGCUGAGAUGAUUCUAAGGGUUGAUGAGAUCAUCACUUGUGCCCCGCGAAGGAGAGAAGACAGGAUGUGA